This is a messenger RNA of Carlito syrichta (Philippine tarsier), 1701 nucleotides long. It is a transcript of the gene NUFIP1, whose product is annotated as NUFIP1, FMR1 interacting protein 1. Bases 30 to 1514 code for a protein of 494 amino acids. The transcript has 10 exons. Gene Ontology annotation, biological process: box C/D snoRNP assembly. NCBI's taxonomy places the organism in Eukaryota, Metazoa, Chordata, Mammalia, Primates, Tarsiidae. The record is from RefSeq and is a predicted model, not a curated record. Gene Ontology annotation, cellular component: nucleus. Gene Ontology annotation, molecular function: RNA binding.
CAUGCUGGGCUCCGGACCCGACGGGUGGCAUGGCUAAGCCGGCUAGUGAUUUUGUGACUCCUACCGGAUGGCUCCCAGCCCCAGAACUGACUCCCACGUUGGGGCCCCUGAGCGACACCGCCCCGCCGACGGACAACUGGAUACUCUGGGCAAUGAUGUCGCCGCCGCCACCGCCCUUGUCUUCGCCCGGUGCAGUCGGGUCAGAGCCUUCCUCGGAGGCGCGGCCCCCCAUGGAGGCCCAAGCUCUCCCCGGCGCGCCGCCCCCCUUCGACGCACAGAUUCUUCCUGGGGCCCAGCCCCCCUUCGACGCCCAGUCCCCCUUUGAUUCUCAGCCUCAAGUCUGCGGCCAGCCUUCCUGGAAUUUCCAGGCUUCGACAUCAUGGUACUGGAGACAGUCUCCGGAUAUUUAUUCUUGGCAUCAGAAGUCCCACAACCCCCCAGGUAAACAUUCUUAUUUUCCACGAAAAUAUGCAAACUGUACUGACUUCAAUUCACCUCCCCGUAAAAAACAGAAAAAAAAGAAAAGAAAGGAACCAGUUUUCCACUUUUUUUGUGAUACUUGUGAUCGUGGUUUUAAAAAUCAAGAGAAAUAUGACAAGCACAUUUCCGAACAUACCAAAUGCCCUGAAGCAGAUUGCUCUUUUAGUGCCCACAACAGGAUUGUCCAGUUUCAUUGGAGCAAUAUGCACGCCCCUGGCAUGAAGAAGAUCAAGUUGGACACUCCAGAGGAGAUUGCACGGUGGAGAGAGGAAAGAAGGAGAAACUAUCCUACUCUGGCAAAUAUUGAAAGGAAGAAAAAGUUAAAACUUGAAAAGGAAAAGAGAGGAGAAGUAUUGACAACAACACAGUAUGGCAAGAUGAAGGGGAUGUCCAGAUAUUCACAAAUGGCAAAGAUCAGAAGUCCUGGCAAACAUCACAGAUGGAAAAGUGACAGUGCUAACCAGAGAGCAGUCGUUAGAUCAGGCAUUCGCUCGUGUGGUCCGAAGCCUGAAGGUUCACCUGAGGCCAACACAGAUCCUCUUGGUACUUUGAUAGACAGCGAUUCUGAGUCUGAUAAAGAGGAGAAACCACAACGUACCGUGAUACCCAAGGAAGUAACACCAGCCUUAUGCUCACUAAUGAGCAGCUAUGGCAGUCUUUCAGGGUCAGAGAGUGAGCCAGAAGAAACUCCCAUCAAGACUGAAGCCGACAUUCUGGCAGAAAACCAGGAUUUUCACAGCAGUACUCCUAAGAGUCCAAGUCAAGAUGUUAAAGCAACUGUUAGAAAUUUCUCAGAAGCCAAGAGCAAGAACCAAAAGAAAAGUUUCAAAAAGACAAACCAUAAGAGGAAAAAAGAUUACCACCACUAUGAUACAUUAUUUGAACCAAGAACACACCAUCCAAAUCUCUUGGAAAUGCUGCUGGCUCCAGACAUCCGACAUGAAAGAAAUGUGAUUUUGCAGUGUGUUCGGUACAUCAUCAAAAAAGACUUUUUUGGACUUGAUACUAAUUCUGUGAAAACUGAAGAUGUAUAGGUGUUUGAUGUUUCAGUACACAUACCUGAAGCAUGUAAAACAGUCCCAUCCUCAAGUUAGGCAGGGAAGCCAAAAAACUUUUUUUCAAAACUGGAUUAAUAAUUAAAUUGUAAGCCUCACAGGAUAUUAUGUUGGAUUUUCAUCUGUCCUUUGGUUCCAUGCAAAUAAAUGCAUAACUGAUUUUUAA